GUUCUUUCAAUGUUUCGUUUUUGAGUAAGAUGGAAGGAAAUUAAUUUAAUUUUUAAGUACUGUUCUUUAUAUGUAAUAGUUUCGUUAACUAGUACAAACCACAGUGAUAUUGGAGCCAGUGGUGGAAUUAGAAUACAAAAGUGAGAAUAACUUUAGCAGUUAUUUAUGUGAAAUUUCAACAGCAAAUUUGUUUUAUUUUUUAAUAGAAACUAAAGAAGUUUAGAUUAUCUUCUUUUUUUUCAUUCUGGUAGUAAGAAACUAUUUGAGUAAUUUUAGGUGUUGGUCUGAACUCAACACCAUUCCUACUGGGAGACAUAUACAAUUGGAAAUUCAUUUUGGGGUCAUAAUAAAUAAUACAAAAUGUCUUUCCGUGAGAAACAACAUACGAUAGAAGAAGAGAAAAAUGGCGGUUUCGGAGAUCCAUAUUCAGCGGAUGAGUACCAAUAUCUACAAGCAUCACUGACCAGGAAACUGGGCCCAGAGUAUGUUUCCCGGAGGUCUGGUCCAGGUGGAUUUUCAGUGAGCUAUAUUGAAUCUUGGAAAGCAAUCGAACUUGCUAAUGAAAUUUUUGGAUUUAAUGGAUGGUCAUCCUCUAUAAGAAGUGUGAAUAUUGACUUUCUGGACGAAAACAAAGAAACCAAUCGAGUGAGUUUAGGACUAAGCGUUGUGGUUCGAGUGACUAUUAAAGAUGGAGCAUAUCAUGAGGAUAUUGGUUACGGAUCAAUUGAUAACUGUAGAGGAAAAGCAUCAGCGUUUGAAAAGUGCAAAAAAGAGGGAACCACGGAUGCCUUAAAACGUGCUCUCAGAAACUUCGGAAACAGUCUUGGAAAUUGCAUGUAUGACAAGUAUUAUCUACGAGAAAUUGGAAAAAUGAAACCGCCAGCAUAUCAACUUGAUAGUGGUGAUUUAUUUCGCAAGUCAGAAUCUGGAUCGAGAGGAGAAUUUAUGAAAAUGAGUAAUGCCUCGGCAAAAGCCAACAAUAGGCCGGUCGUCAAAAAUGAAAAAUCCGUCCAUCCAUCUGCUGUCAAUUCAAGGCCGGAGAACAGAGAUCCAGAAAUGUAUUCUGACGAGGAAUUGGAUAAUAUCUUUGUAGAAGAUGAUAUGAUUGCCCAUUUGGCAGUUACUGAUACGGGUUCUCCCGCUAAUAAGUCAUUUGAAGACUCCGAUGCGAAACCCAAAUCAGGUUCGAAGUCUAUCCAACGUAAUAAUACAUAUCCUAUGAUUGGACCUCCACAAACGAUGAACGAAAAGGUGAAUUCUAAUGGACCAGGUUUGCCUCCAAAGGUCGAUCAACUAAGUCUCAAUGGGCCUUCUCCUUCUUCAGCAAAAUUCAUUAGUGCUCGUGCUGCUGCUGCUGCCGAGGGAGCUGUUUCCGCUCCUAAUUCUGCAAAUUUUAAUCCUCGGUUGGAUAGUCCAUCAAUACGAAAAUCGUCUGUGGUGGACCAUUCAAAAUCAGUUCCAGUUCAUAGAUCAGUAGUGAAGCCUGCUGAAAGAGCCCAGACUCGACCUAACGGAAAAGUUGGAGCGCCGCCUAAUGUCUCUCUUGAGCAGCGGAGAUCUUCAGGUACAAAAAGGUCUCUUCAAGACACUACUUCUUCUCGUCAAAAUUCAAUGGAAACAAGUCAAGUAAAUGUUACGUCAGGUUCUGAAACCAAUCCGAAAGUCUUGCAAGAUGACCCUGGAAUCGAUAAAAAACAUAAAACAAGUUGAUUUCAUUUCCUAAACAUUCUUUUUUUUUUAUUUUACGAUGUAUCAGUCCGGGUACUUUAAUUAUGUAGAUUAGUCUUUUAAGAUAAUAUUUAAUCCAAACCACCUUUUUGUGAUGACCUUAAAUAAUAAUCAG
Schizosaccharomyces octosporus yFS286 is the source of this 1843-nucleotide messenger RNA. Its product is annotated as DNA recombination protein Rad22. Lineage: Eukaryota; Fungi; Ascomycota; Schizosaccharomycetes; Schizosaccharomycetales; Schizosaccharomycetaceae. Gene Ontology annotation, cellular component: nucleus. The transcript is spliced from 4 exons. The coding region runs from base 361 to 1710 and encodes 449 amino acids. The record is from RefSeq and is a predicted model, not a curated record. Gene Ontology annotation, biological process: DNA recombinase assembly; double-strand break repair via homologous recombination; double-strand break repair via single-strand annealing.